This is a messenger RNA of Toxotes jaculatrix (banded archerfish), 3747 nucleotides long. Its product is annotated as unconventional myosin-Ic-like. The transcript has 32 exons. Gene Ontology annotation, molecular function: actin filament binding; microfilament motor activity; ATP binding. The record is from RefSeq and is a predicted model, not a curated record. Lineage: Eukaryota; Metazoa; Chordata; Actinopteri; Toxotidae. The coding region runs from base 478 to 3555 and encodes 1025 amino acids. Gene Ontology annotation, cellular component: actin cytoskeleton; cytoplasm; vesicle. Gene Ontology annotation, biological process: vesicle transport along actin filament; actin filament organization.
GAAUCCCCAGUAAAACCACACACGGACUGCGUUUUUGUAUUUCAUUUCACUUCUGCGAUUAUUAAUAUGACAGUAUCCGGUAACUGUAUGACCAUACCGGUGAACUACUAGGGGAGGUGAGGUCCUCUGCUGAGGUUGCCGUCUGCAGGAAGCCACAGCUGUGACAGAGCCCACAGUGGGAGCGGUGGUGUGGACUGGGAGUGGUGGGAGGGUCAGGAGACACCCCGCAGAAGUCGCACGUAGAAGUGUACGAUACCGAGUGUCAGACAGACACACACACACACACACAUACACACACACCAGUGACUGACUGACUGACUGGGCUGAAACACUCAGCGGACAGAGACGGAACCGAAGAACCGCUAAACUGUGUGGACGAUAAGAAGUCAGUCAAGGAAGAGAGAGAUAUAGAGAGACUACCACACCGCUUUUGAGCUCGGCUGUUUUAAGGUGGUGGCUAGUGACGGGGUGCGGGCUAUGAUGGAGUCGGCCCUGACAGCCAGAGAUCGCGUGGGCGUGCAGGACUUUGUCCUGCUGGAGAACUACACCAGCGAGGCCGCCUUCAUAGAGAACCUGCGCAAGCGCUUCAAGGAGAACCUCAUCUAUACUUACAUUGGUUCAGUGCUGGUGUCAGUUAACCCAUAUAAAGAAUUGGAGAUCUACACCAAGAACCACAUGGAGCGAUACCGAGGGGUCAACUUCUACGAGGUCUCACCACAUAUCUAUGCAGUGUCAGACAACUCGUACCGUUCCAUGAGGACGGAGAGGAAGGACCAGUGCAUCCUGAUCUCUGGGGAGAGUGGAGCUGGGAAGACCGAGGCGUCCAAGAAGAUCCUGCAGUACUAUGCUGUCACCUGUCCAGCCAGCGAGCAGGUGCAGACCAUCAAAGACCGCCUGCUGCAGUCCAACCCUGUCCUGGAGGCCUUUGGCAAUGCCAAAACGUUGCGUAACGACAACUCAAGCCGCUUUGGCAAGUACAUGGACAUUCAGUUUGACUACAAGGGUGCCCCGGUGGGAGGCCACAUCAUCAACUACCUGCUGGAGAAGUCCCGCGUGGUCCACCAGAACCAUGGGGAAAGAAAUUUCCACAUUUUCUAUCAGCUGAUUGAGGGAGGGGAGGAAGACCUGCUGAGACGCCUGGGCCUGGAGAGGAACCCUCAGCAGUACCAGUACCUAGUCAAAGGUAACUGUCCCAAGGUGAGCUCCAUCAAUGAUCGCAGUGAUUGGAAGGUGGUGAGAAAAGCCUUGAAUGUGAUUGGCUUCAACGAGGACGAGGUGGAGGAGUUGUUGAACAUAAUCGCCAGCGUGCUCCACCUGGGAAAUGUGCAGUACGGCGGGGAAGAGGGCAACGCCUGCAUCACCUCUGACACACAGAUAAAGUACCUGGCCAGGUUGUUAGGAGUGAAUGGGGCAGUGCUGACAGAGGCCCUCACACACAAGAAGAUAAUUGCCAAGGGAGAGGAGCUGAUGAGCCCGUUGAACCUAGAGCAGGCAUCGUCAGCUCGGGAUGCUUUGUCCAAGGCAGUGUACGGACGCACCUUCACGUGGCUGGUUAACAAGAUCAACGCUUCACUGGCAUACACGGAUGACUCCUAUAAGAAUUACUCUGUCAUUGGUCUGCUGGACAUCUAUGGCUUUGAGGUCUUCCAGCACAACAGCUUUGAGCAGUUCUGCAUCAACUACUGUAACGAGAAGCUGCAGCAGCUCUUCAUUGAGCUCACCCUGAAGUCUGAGCAGGAGGAGUACGAGGCUGAAGGCAUCACGUGGGAGCCGGUGCAGUACUUCAACAACAAGAUCAUCUGUGACCUGGUGGAGGAGAAGUUCAAAGGCAUCAUUUCCAUUCUGGAUGAGGAGUGUCUCAGGCCUGGAGACGCCAGUGAUAUCACCUUCCUUGAGAAGCUGGAGGACACUGUGGGAGGACACCCACACUUUGUCACUCACAAGCUGGCUGAUGGAAAGACCCGGAAGGUAAUGGGCCGUGAUGAAUUUCGACUGCUGCAUUACGCUGGAGAAGUCAACUACAAUGUCAACGGAUUUUUGGACAAGAACAAUGACCUGCUCUUCAGAAACCUAAAGGAGGUUAUGUGUAUGUCGGAGAACAAGAUCCUGACCCAGUGUUUUGACAAGGAGGAGCUGAGCGACAAGAAACGUCCAGACACAGCGGCCACCCAGUUCAAAGCCAGUCUGGCGAAACUCAUGGAGAUCCUCAUGUCCAAGGAGCCGUCGUACAUCCGCUGCAUCAAGCCCAAUGACUCCAAACAAGCAGGUCGAUUUGACGAGGUUCUGAUCCGUCACCAGGUCAAAUAUCUGGGACUGAUGGAGAAUCUGAGGGUGAGGAGAGCCGGCUUUGCCUACAGGCGACGCUACGAGGUCUUCCUGCAGAGGUAUAAGUCUCUGUGUCCUGACACGUGGCCUAACUGGCAGGGGAAACUGUCCGAUGGAGUGUCCACACUGGUCAAACACCUGGGAUACAAGCCAGAGGAGUACAAACUGGGCAGAUCCAAAAUCUUCAUCCGCUUCCCAAAGACCUUGUUUGCCACAGAGGAUGCACUGGAGACCAGGAAACACAGUCUCGCCACCAAGCUACAGGCAGGAUGGAGAGGCUACAGCCAGAAGUCCAAAUACCAAAAACUCAGAACCUCAGCUAUUGCCAUCCAGGCGUGGUGGAGGGGAAUCCUGGCCAGGAGGAGGGCCCAGCGCCGACGUCAGGCUGCUGAUACUAUUCGCAGGUUCAUCAAGGGCUUCAUCUACCGCCACAAGGAGCGCUGUCCAGAGAACGAGUAUUUCCUGGAUUAUGUUCGCUACUCCUUCCUCAUGAACCUGCACAGGAACCUGCCCAAGAACGUCCUGGACAAGAGCUGGCCAACACCUCCAGCUGCUCUCAUUGAGGCGUCAGAGCAUUUGCGUAAGCUGUGCAUGCAGAACAUGGUGUGGAGCUACUGCAAGAAGAUCAAUCCUGAGUGGAAGCACCAGAUGGAGCAGAAGAUGAUCGCAAGCGAGAUCUUCCGGGACAAGAAGGACAACUACCCACAGAGCGUGCCCAAACUGUUUGUCAGCACAAGACUCAAUGGUGAGGACAUCAACCCCAAAGUGCUGCAGGCUCUGGGCAGCGAGAAGAUGAAGUAUGCAGUGCCAGUCACCAAGUACGACAGGAAAGGCUACAAAGCUCGGCCACGCCAGCUGCUCCUCACCGGCAACAGUGCUGUUAUUAUAGAGGAGGCCAAACUCAAGCAGCGCAUCGACUAUGGAGCUCUGAAAGGGAUCUCCGUCAGCUCUCUCAGCGACGGCUUGUUUGUUCUGCACGUGCCCAGUGAUGACAACAAACAGAAGGGAGACGUAGUUCUGCAGAGUGACCAUGUGAUUGAGACCUUGACCAAGAUCGCAAUCUGUGCCGACAAAAUCAACAGCAUCAACAUCAACCAGGGCAGUAUAACGUUUACAGUGGGUCAGGGGAAAGAGGGGAUCAUAGACUUCACACCUGGAUCAGAACUACUGGUGGCCAAGGCUAAGAAUGGACACUUGUCUGUGACGGCUCCCAGACUGAACUCAAGAUGAUGGCCACUCUGACCAUGCAGACGCACAAACACACACACAUACACACACACACACACACACACACCAGGACCUACAUACUCCUCUUCCAAUCACAUGACUGCAGACCCCUCUCUGUCUAAGCCAAUCAGAUGCCAGCUGUCACUACAGGGGUGGCAUGUGCUUCCAAUUAAAAAAAAAAAAAAAAAAAAAAAA